Nicotiana attenuata is the source of this 1299-nucleotide messenger RNA. RefSeq lists its product as uncharacterized. Gene Ontology annotation, molecular function: catalytic activity. The record is from RefSeq and is a predicted model, not a curated record. The coding region runs from base 1 to 1299 and encodes 432 amino acids. NCBI's taxonomy places the organism in Eukaryota, Viridiplantae, Streptophyta, Magnoliopsida, Solanales, Solanaceae. The transcript has a single exon.
AUGACAAUGCUUAUGUGGAAUGUAAGGGGGGCAAACCAAAGGCAUAAGCAGAAAGAGUUAGCUAAAUACAUCAAAGACAAACACAUAACACUAGCUGGAUUUGUAGAGACUAGAGUUAAACAGCAUAAAGCUUCUGUAAUUGCCCCUAAAAUAGCUCAUAACUGGGAACUGGUGCACAACUAUGACGAAGCAGCUAAUGUUAGAAUAUGGAUUAUGUUUGAUACAAACACUUGGCAGGUGGAUAUAGUGGUUAAGGAUGCACAGUUUAUUCAUUGUAAUGUUACUAGCACUAAUGUGAAUUGUGCUAUGACUGUGACAUAUGGAUAUAACAGUGCAGACUUGAGGAAAGGAUUGUGGCACAAGCUAAAGAUACUGGCUCAAUCUAUUAAUCAACCAUGGCUCAUAUGGGGAGACUUUAAUGCAAUUAAGACUACUCAAGACAGAAUAUCAAGACAGGAAGUAACAUUGGCUGAUAUCCAAGACUUUGCAGAUUUCUGCUUAGAUACCAUGACUACUGAUAUUCCUUGGAGGGGAGACUAUUUCACCUGGUCUAAUGGUCAAAUGGGAGUGGAGAGAGUAAUUAGCAGAAUUGAUAGAGCACUAGGAAAUAGUGAAUGGAUGAUGAAGUUUGGGCACCUAACAGUUGAAGUGGGAGAUCCAUUCAUAUCAGAUCAUUCUCCUUUGUCCCUGAAGUUUGAACAAAGGAAGUCUGUAAAAAUCCCAUUUAGGUUCUUAAAUGUUUGGGCUGAGCAUGAGGCAUUCCAAAGCAUAGUUACUAAAGGAUGGCAAGGAAGACAACAUCAGUGCAAACUAGUAACCAUAUGGAAUAGAAUGAAAGAAAUGAAAGCAGAUUUCAAGAGUUUAAACAACAGGAAUUUCAGAGAUGCAGCAGGGAAAAUUGACCAAGCAAGAAGGGAGAUAAUUGAAUGUCAACAAGAGAUGAAGAAUGGCUACACUGAUCAAUUAAGAAUGAUGGAGAAAGCAGCUAGAGAAAAACUAGAGAAAUGGUCACUCAUUGAAGAAAAGAUUUUCCAACAAAAAUCAAGAGCUCAAUGGAUCAGAACAGGAGAUGGAAACAAUAAAUACUUCUUUGCAGUGAUGAAAGAAAGAGCAUGCAGGAAAAACAUUACAACCCUAACAGCUUUGAAUGGUAAUAUGCUGACAGAGNUUGGGGUUAUAUCCAGUAGAUUUGGGUCAUUUUCAAGCUCAUUUUGUUUCAUUCGAUUUGCUGGUGGAUCAUUUCCUGAUUUUAUUUUGAUUUUGAAUUAUUUCUGGACUCCUGACUCAUUUCUGGGUUAA